Messenger RNA from Choloepus didactylus (southern two-toed sloth), 2176 nucleotides. RefSeq names its product ankyrin repeat domain-containing protein 26-like. The coding region runs from base 142 to 957 and encodes 271 amino acids. The transcript has 8 exons. NCBI's taxonomy places the organism in Eukaryota, Metazoa, Chordata, Mammalia, Pilosa, Megalonychidae. The record is from RefSeq and is a predicted model, not a curated record.
UUUUAGUUACCAAAAUGGGUGGAGGCUGGAUUUGUGCUAGAUUUUCAGUAAAGUGUUUUCUAUUGUUUUUUGUUUCAGUUGCAAGAAGCACAGGCUCAACAUACAGAGGCAGUACAAUGUGCUGAGAGGACACAAGAUCACAUGCAAAAGCUUGAAAUUGAAAACAUCAAGUUAAAAGUUACAAUCAAAAAGCAAAUGGGCAAAAUUGAACAGCUUCAGAAAAACUUAUUGGGUACAAAUUUGUCUGAGGAAGAAAAGGAACAAUUAAAGAAACUUACUGAGUUGAAACAAUCUCUGGAAUAUCAUUUGGAUCAAGAAAUGAAGAAAAAUGGUGAAUUAGAAAAAGAGAUUAUUGGAUUUAAGAAACUCUUAAAGAUGACAAGGAAGGAGUCAAAUGAAUAUGAAAAUGGAGAACUUAGUUUCCGUGGAGAUUUAAAACCCAAGCAAAUUGAAAUGGAUAGUCAGAUUACUAUGCUAAAAGUUCAGACUGAUGAUCUUACAGCAAAACUUGAAACUUCAUCUUCAAAAUGCCUACAUCUGGAUGCAAAAAAUCAAGAUCUUCAACAGGAGUUGUUGUCUAUGAGAGCAAUACAAAAGAAAUGUGAAAAACUGGAGAAGAAAAAAAAGAAGUUGGAACAAGUAGUAGUAAACCUCAGAAGUCAUGUAGAAAUGAAUAUGCUAGAACUUGGUCGAGUAGAACAAUAUAAACGGGAGAUUGAAGAAAGAGCCAGACAAGAAAUAGAAGAAAAAUUAAAAGAAGUCAAUCUAUUUUUACAGGUACAAGCAGCGUCUCAAGAAAAGUUAGAGCAGUUAAGGGAGAAUAAUAACACUUCAAUGAGACAGCAGAUGGAACUCAGAAUAAAAGAUUUAGAAUCUGAACUUUCCAAAAUGAAAAUUUUCCAAGAAGAUUCUAAUAAAUCAGAGCUGGAAAGAUACAAGCACCUGUAUCUAGAAUAACUAAAAGUUACAACAUUAUUGUCAAAGAAACUAAACGAGACUAAGGAGCAGCUAGCAGAGAACAACACCAAAUUACUCAUGGAGAAACUACGGAACAGAUACUUAGUCAGCCCUCUUACCGUGACGCCGGUCCUGGAGCCAUCAUGUGCUGGAUAUCUUAAUAAUCAUUCAGUGCUCAAUAGAAAUCUUAUUCCAAGAGAAAACGUAGUAAUUCCUUCCUCAAUCCCACGGCCUUCAAGUAACAGCAUGGAGACCUUCUUCACCGAGGAACCCAGGCUUGUCCAGCAUGAAAUUGCAAGUGAACCCAACCAUCUGUGUUUGCAGGGAGACUUCUUCCAUGUACCACACACCACCUGACAUCACAGGCCUCCUGUGGGGAUUCCCCUGCCUCCAUCCUGCCGGCCCUGGCUGCAAUUCUCAUCCAGGAGGCCAUCACAGCCUCCUGCUCAGAAGCCCUCACCACAACUGUAUUUGCUCCCUCAAGAUGACUAGAUUCUUCAAGGGCAGAUAUUCCCUCCUCAGGGGGAGGAGCCACUUCUGGAGGGUCAGUGCCUUCAGAAGACAGCUUCCUUUUCUCAGAAUGUUCCAGAGGCAUUUCCCCCAUUGAUUUUCUUUAAGACUGUGUCAGGAUCUUGGCCUCCUUUGCUGUGACAGGAAAAUCCUUUUGGUUUGGGUAAGCAUGUUCACAGAGCCGCUUACAUGCUUCUAAUUUCUGGCCUUUGGUGCUCAGCUUUAAUUGCUGGCACCAGGCCCACAGGACAUCUCGGUGAAGCAGGUUGACCGGUGGCAGUUUAGAUGGUAAUGGAGGGAUUGCUAUCUUCUUCCGAAGUUUGAGGCUGUGGUCACUUGGUACAUUCUCUUGUGAACAGGAAGCUUUGUCAUCUUUCAUGGGCUUUUUUCGUUUGGUGCCCUUUGCUGAGGUUCUUGAUAAACCUGAUGUUCUUGGUUCACUGGAAGCCCACUGCUCGUCUUUCAUUUCUACUGACACAGGUUCAAAUUUGAGAGUCACACAUUCUUCCCCCGACUUCUCUGUGGAGUUCCACUCCUUGCCUUUUGCAUUCUCCAUAGUCAGAAAAGAAGUUGGGGUUGAUAAAAUUCUUCUACUUCUGCAAUGGCCACUGGCCCAAGAUUGCUGUUUUAAAAGCCUCCUCCCACUGCAGCAGCAUCUUUUUAAAAUUCCAUAUAGUUAAUCAUGCCAGCAUCAUUUAUUAGAUAAAUC